AUAGCGACCUAAAUAAUAAGAGACAACCACGAUCUUCCCCUUAUUUUCUCUCUUUCGAUUUCGAUAAGCCCCCUCUCCUCUCUCUCCUUCCCCCAGCCUGUCUGGAGAGCCGGCACACACCUCGUGAAUCCGAACCCUCCGUCGCCGACGGCCUACUCUGGGUGAUGCGCCGUCGAAGCCCCAAACGAUCGACCCCAAUCCCUGCUUCGCAGCCGUUGAUUUCUCGCUGGAGGCCGUGAACUCUUGUGAAAUUACACAUAAAGCCAUCUGACAAAAAUUCAAAAAUCUGCCCUCCCUCCUACGAUUCCUGAACCCCCACGCCGACGCACAAUCACUUUCUCCGAUCGCCGCUUCCUAUCUAAGAUUAUUAGUUUUCAUCGCUUCCAUUAGUGAUAGCUUGUAGUGGAUUUGGAGAGAUUUCCAUGUGAGAGGAGGCGAGAUGGCAUACUUCAGGAACUUCGAUGAAAACAUGGAUUCCAGUCAAGACUUGAAUGGGAAGGAUGGUGGACGUGAAGCUGAUGGAGCAUAUGGAUCUCCGGGAACUAGAGACAUGGAUGCUAGUUUUGGUGAGAAGGAGGUUGACAAGAAGGCUGCAGGGCAGUACCAAAGUGAGGAGGAGCCAUAUGAUGCUGGUGGGCUACAAAGUGAUAUGUGUGGCAUGAAUGGUAUGGCAAAGGCUGGAAGAAGAUUAAAUCCUGCUGGUACUUGGGGUUCAAGCUUUUGGAAAGAUUGCCAACCAAUGUGGGCUUCUAAUGAGGAUAAUUAUGAUUCUAUGAAAGUUGAAGAAAGGCCUGAUUGUGACUCUAAGAAAGUUGAAGUAGAAUCUCUUGGCUAUUCUUGUGAUGACUCGGAUGGUCAGAGAGAUGAAGAUCAUUUGCAGAGAGGACAAGCUGAUGUGCCUGCAGAUGAGAUGCUUUCUGAUGAUUAUUAUGAGCAAGAUGGUGAAGAGAAUAGUGAUUCUUUUCAUGGUCGGGGUCUGAGCCAGCCUAGCACCUCCGGUUCAAGAUUGCCACCCAAGUCAACCUCUUCCAAUAGAAACAGUUCUAAGAGUUUAGAAGCAGUAAAAUUUGAUGAAUAUGAUGAGGAUGAGGAUUAUGAAGAAGAAGAUGAAGAAAAUGAAGGAGAUGAAGACGACCCUGAUGAUGUUGAUUUUGAGCCUGAAUUUGAUGAAACAAAUAGGCACACAAGAAGCAAGGUUAAAAUGUCAGAGAGUGAUGAAUUUGAGGAGGAUGAUGCAGAUGAUGAAGAUGAUGACCUUGACCUCUCGGAGGAAGAUGAUAUAGAAGAAUGCACAAGUUUUAAACGACAAAGAGCAAGGCGGAAAACUGGGCAAAGAUCAAAGGGAUCAAAAGAAAGCAAAUCCAUUCAUAUCAAUAGACGGAAAAGAGGGAGAGCUUUUUCAGAAGAAGCUGAAUCUUUUGAAGAUGAUUCAGAAGAGGACAUCGAUGGGUACUUCGAUCUAAAAAUAAAGAGGGCGCCUCAGUCACGUAAUAAAAAGAUUGGUUCACGAUUAACCACAUCAGCAAUUAUGAGCUCCCCGAGGAAUGAGGUUCGACAUUCUGUUAGGUCUGUGAGAAAGGUCUCUUAUGUUGAAAGUGAGGAAAGUGAGGAUAUUGAUGAAGAUAAGCUAAACAAGUCCCAAAAGGAAGAAGCUGAAGAAGAUGAUAGUGAUUCAAUUGAGAGGGUACUUUGGCACCAAACAAAGGGGAUUGCUGAAGAAGCUGCAAAGAACUAUAGAUCAACUUUACCUUCAGUGAUGAGUGUAGUGUCAGAAUCAGAACCUAAUUGGAAUGAUGUUGAAUUCUAUAUUAAAUGGAAAGGGCAGUCAUAUUUACAUUGUGAAUGGAAGCCAUUCUCUGAUCUCCAAAAUCUUACUGGAUUCAAAAAGGUUUUAAAUUAUAUGAAAAAGGCAAAUGAAGAGCGAAUCAACAAAAGGGCUCUGUCACGUGAAGAGGCUGAGGUUCAUGAUGUUAGCAAAGAAAUGGAGCUUGAUCUUAUCAAACAGUAUAGUCAGGUGGAGCGAGUAUUUGCUGAUAGAAUCAGCAAAACUGGAAAUGAUGAUGUGGUAACUGAAUAUUUAGUGAAAUGGCAAGGUUUACCUUAUGCUGAAGCAACCUGGGAAAAGGAUACAGAUAUUGCAUUUGCUCAAGAUAGCAUUGAUGAAUUUAAGGCUCGUGAAGCUGCCAUGACCGUGCAAGGAAAGCUGGUCGACUUUCAGAGGCGAAAGAGCAAAGCUAGUUUACGGAGGCUUGAUGAGCAACCUGAUUGGUUGAAAGGAGGCAAACUACGUGAUUAUCAGCUUGAGGGAUUGAACUUUCUGGUCAAUAGUUGGAGAAAUGAUACAAAUGUCAUUUUAGCUGAUGAAAUGGGUCUUGGUAAAACGGUGCAAUCAGUUUCUAUGUUAGGGUUUCUUCAGUAUGCUCAACAAAUUCAUGGUCCAUUUCUUGUUGUUGUUCCUCUUUCAACUUUAUCUAAUUGGGCAAAGGAAUUUAAGAAGUGGCUCCCUGAAAUGAAUAUAGUUGUAUAUGUUGGAAAUCGUGCUAGCAGAGAGGUUUGUCAGCAGUAUGAGUUUAAUAAUAACAAUGGAAGUAGCAGACACAUUAAAUUUAAUACGUUGUUGACAACAUAUGAAGUUCUAUUGAAAGACAAAGCCGUGCUUUCUAAGAUCAGAUGGAACUACCUUAUGGUUGAUGAGGCUCAUAGGCUGAAGAAUAGCGAGGCAUCAUUAUACACAACUUUGUCGGAAUUUAGUACAAAGAACAAGCUUCUUGUUACUGGCACUCCUCUGCAAAACAGUGUUGAGGAGCUAUGGGCUCUUCUACAUUUUCUUGAUGCUGGAAAGUUUAGCAGCAAAGAUGAUUUUGUUGAAAAUUACAAAAAUCUAAGUUCUUUCAAUGAAAUUGAGCUAGCUAAUCUACACAAGGAAUUGCGGCCACACAUUCUACGAAGAGUUAUAAAGGAUGUGGAGAAAUCUUUGCCCCCCAAAAUUGAGCGCAUCCUUCGAGUGGAAAUGUCUCCUCUUCAGAAACAGUAUUACAAGUGGAUAUUGGAGCGUAACUUCCAUAAUCUCAAUAAAGGAGUUCGUGGAAAUCAGGUGUCACUCUUAAACAUUGUCGUGGAAUUGAAAAAAUGUUGCAAUCAUCCUUUCUUGUUUGAGAGCGCAGAUCAUGGUUAUGGUGGGGACAAUGGUAGUGAUAGCAAUAAAGUUGAGCGCAUUGUUUUGAGCAGUGGGAAGCUAGUUAUACUUGAUAAAUUGUUGCUUCGUCUUCGAGAAACAAAUCACCGCGUUCUUAUUUUCUCUCAGAUGGUUAGGAUGUUGGACAUACUUGCCGAGUAUUUAGCACUUCGAGGUUUUCAGUUCCAAAGGCUUGAUGGUAGCACUAGGGCUGAUCUCAGACAUCAGGCAAUGGAGCAUUUUAAUGCACCUGGAAGUGAGGAUUUUUGUUUCCUGCUGUCUACGCGUGCAGGUGGGCUGGGAAUAAAUCUUGCUACUGCAGAUACUGUUAUUAUUUUCGACUCAGACUGGAAUCCCCAGAAUGACUUGCAGGCAAUGAGCAGAGCCCAUAGAAUUGGACAGCAAGAAGUUGUAAACAUUUACCGUUUUGUUACAAGUAGAAGUGUUGAGGAGGAAAUUUUGGAGCGCGCUAAGAAAAAAAUGGUCCUUGAUCAUUUGGUUAUUCAAAAGUUAAAUGCUGAGGGUAGGCUGGAAAAGAAAGAGACUAAGAAAGGAAGUUCUUUAUUUGACAAGAAUGAGCUCUCUGCAAUACUAAAAUUUGGAGCGGAAGAGCUAUUCAAGGAAGAGAAGAAUGAUGAAGAGAGCAAGAAGAGGCUUUUAAGUUUGGACAUUGAUGAAAUUCUUGAAAGAGCUGAGAAAGUUGAAUCUAAGGGAGAUGAUGGGGAGACAGGAAAUGAGUUGCUAAGUGCCUUUAAGGUUGCAAACUUUUGCAGUGCUGAGGAUGACAGCACAUUUUGGAGUCGUUUGAUACAACCGGAAGCUGUUGACCAAGCUAAUGAAUCAUUGGCACCUCGUGCAGCAAGAAAUACUAAAAGCUAUGCUGAACCUAUUCAACCUGAGAUUAAUACCAAGCAGAAGAAGAGAGUCCCUCUGUCUCGAGAUAGAAAUCAGAAGCGUUCUGCCAAAGCUACAGAUGCUCCAACCUAUUCGUUGCCAAUGAUUGAGGGUGCAGUUGCUCAAGUAAGAGGAUGGUCCUAUGGGAACUUAACCAAGAAAGAUGCUUCCCAUUUUGCUCGUUCGGUUAAGAAAUUUGGAAUUCAGAGCCAGAUUGGCUUAAUAGUGGCUGAUGUUGGUGGUAUAGUUGAGUCAGCUUCCAUUGAAGCCCAGAUAGAGCUUUUUGAUUUGUUGAUAGAUGGCUGCAGAGAAGCAGUCAAAGAAGGAAACUUGGAUGUCAAGGGAACCAUAUUAGAUUUUUUUGGUGUAGCUAUCAAGGCUUAUGAAGUGCUAAAUCGUGUGGAAGAGCUUCAGCUUUUAGCAAAGCGCAUUAAACCAUACAAAGAUCCAGUUGCUCAGUUUCGCCUGGUUACACAACAUAAAAGCCCACAGUGGUCCAAAAGCUGUGGAUGGAAUUCAGUUGAUGAUGCACGAUUACUUCUUGGGGUGCACUAUCAUGGAUUUGGAAACUGGGAAAAAAUCAGAUUAGAUCCAAAGCUUGGCCUUGCGAGGAAAAUUGCUCCAGCAAAUCUUGGGGAAAGAGAGACAUUUUUGCCUCGUGCUCCUAACUUGGAUAACCGUGCAAGUGCUCUUCUGCAAAAGGAGUUUGCAAAUGUUAAUGGUAAGAUUUCAAAAGCUAAAGGGUCUCAGAAAGCUUCCAAAAAGGAAGAAAAUGCAAUGAAAACAAAACAGUCGAAGGACGUGAGCUGGAAAGAAAGUUCACCUGGAUUGCAUUCCAGAGCUAAGAAAGUGUCACAUAAUAAGCGCCGGAAAGUUGAACCUACGGUUAAGGAAGAAGGUGAAUUGUCAGAGUCCGAACAAGAGCGGUACCAGCAGUUCAAAGAAGAAAAAUGGAUGGAAUGGUGUGCAGAUGUCAUGGAAGAGGAAGUGCAAACAUUAAGGCGCCUGGAAAGGUUGCAGACAACCAGUUUAAAUCUUCCAAAAGAGAAGGUUCUGGCUAGAAUUAGAAAAUAUUUACAACUUUUGGGUAGAAAGAUUGACAAGAUUGUUCAACAGCAUGAAUUAUCAUAUAAACAAUCUAAAAUGUAUAUAAGGUUGUGGAAUUAUGUGUCUACAUUCUCAAAUUUAUCGGGAGAAAGAUUACAUGAGAUCUAUUCAAAACUUAAAAAUGAGCAAGGUGAAGGUGGGUUUGGACACUCCUACUUAAAUAGUUCAGCGGCGGGAACCUCUGACAGGAGUGUCGGUACUAGUCAGCCCACCUCUUUCAACACUGAUUUCCGUGGUAGGAGCAAUAAACCUCAUCAGUUUCGGUCCCAACAUUCUGAAACAUUUCACAAAAAUCAUGGCACACCAAAAUCAGAGGCUUGGAAACGUCGGAGAAGAGCAGACAUUGAUAACCAAGUUCAAAACCAGCAAUUUCACCAUCACCCAGCAAUGAAUAAUGGAGCUCGUUUGCUUGAGCCAAACAACUCAGCUGGAAUUCUUGGUUGGGGUCCACCCGAAAUGCGGCGAUUUAGUCAGGAAAAACCAAGUAGAACACAUGUAGGACGUUACCCUUCAAUUCAAAGACCGCCGGCCUGACCUGAGUUAGUUGGUUGGUUAUCAUCAUUUGAUGGCCAAAGAUGUGCAAGGCAGCAAUGGCUGCUUCAACCUGGAGAGGUGCCACGGCGCCACCGGAUAAUUUUUGCUCUUGAUAAUAAGGUUUACUGAUCCCAUCUUGUGAUCUACUUACUUGCGUGAAGCUGCUGUUCUGGUUGAGGAGGCUUAUAUGUUAGCAGAUUCCACAUUUUUUUCUUACGAUGAUAAAAGGGCGAAAGCCUGAUCUCAAAGUUCCAAGGGCUUUUGCAGGUUCAGACAACAGAUAGUCGCCCAAUUUUGAAGGGGUGAGUUCUGUAACAAUACAUCAGCAGUAAUAUUUUGACUAUGGUGAAGCAAUAAAGAUAACUGCUUCACAUCUAGAAAGAUCAAAUCAAAUCUAUACAUGUUUCCAUUCUAUGAACAUUGAAUAGAUUGAACAAAUUUUCAUAAAUUAUUUUUUUAGUUGAAUUUGCUUAUUCUUAAUAACCUGCAUCUAUUUUUAUGUAAUGGAUUUUAUCAGGUUGUAUAGCCAUUAAUCUUUGUCGUUUAAUGAAUUAUUAAGUGCA
Molecule: messenger RNA, 6273 nt
Organism: Dendrobium catenatum
Lineage: Eukaryota; Viridiplantae; Streptophyta; Magnoliopsida; Asparagales; Orchidaceae
Product: protein CHROMATIN REMODELING 5
Exons: 31
Coding region: 440-5710 (1756 amino acids)
Biological process (GO): regulation of transcription by RNA polymerase II; nucleosome organization
Cellular component (GO): nucleus; chromatin
Molecular function (GO): ATP binding; chromatin binding; DNA binding
Source: RefSeq, a predicted model, not a curated record